Molecule: messenger RNA, 366 nt
Organism: Psilocybe cubensis
Lineage: Eukaryota; Fungi; Basidiomycota; Agaricomycetes; Agaricales; Agrocybaceae
Exons: 2
Coding region: 1-366 (121 amino acids)
Source: RefSeq, a predicted model, not a curated record
AUGCCAGCUCUCGAAAACUACGACAUUUUUCUCGAUCUCACCAAUGACAUGCAUGAUCCAGUCUCCAUCCAACUUCUGAGAGACUAUGACAGACAAACCGGCCGCGUUGUUUUGCUCCAUCCUACAGAGAGUCUUACCCUCAUCCUCGAAUCGGGAUCCUCUUACCAAUAUGCAGUCAAAUUUCGCACCAAAGUGGCCAAUGUGACGGCAAAGUCUUGGAAGGAUAUAACCUGUUCCAUCUCCCAACUAUUUACGGGAAGCCCAACGUCUGACUCUUUGACAUCGUCGGUUUCGUCAGCUGUGAGCGGCGUAAGAGUAGAUCGCUUGUGGAGGGACCAUCGAUUUAGCAUAUGGAACGAGGCCUAG